UAAAAUAUUAAUAUUUUGGAGAAUCUUAGAGAGUCAUAGAGCUAAAACAAACCCUCUGGCCAGCCCUCGGUUGGAGAUAGCCUACCCAGUCAUGAGAAGCUCGAGGGAAGCACACUCUACAAGGGAAAUGAGUUACUUACAACACAAGCGAAGCCGCAGGAGAAAAACAAGAGAUUGGGUUGCUGAUAUAGCUCCAGCAUUUGUUUUGUGAUUCGGGCUAAUUUCUCCAAACCAGAGGAAUCGGAAUCCCAUUCCUUUUCCCAGUCUCCUCUAUCAGACAAACAACACCAACCUUUCUCUCUCUCCCUCUCUCUCUCCCGCCGUAUCCCCACCAAACUCUACCUUCAAGCAAGCUCCAUAUCUCUGCUAAUCCAAAUUAUCCAAAACAUAAUCCCAUCGGAUUAGGCCUCUCAAAGUCGCUUAAAUUUGAAUUAAGGAUCAUGGGGUUUAGGCAUAAUCCUUACUUAAGCUUAAAGCUCAGAACUUUCACUCCCAUAAUACAGAGUUGAAGAAAGUAGCUUACUUUUUUCAGGUAUGGAGUUUCAGGAAGCUAUGUUGAAGCUGAUGGUCCACAAAUCAAAAGAGAACGAAUGGGCUUUCGCCACGCCGGAAAGAGCGGCGGAGAUGAGCGGUGCAAGCCCGAGUUCCCGGCGAAAAUGGAAGCUUUUUCAGAGGUCGUCGUCGGCAAUUCCGUCGAAAACUUCAAAGCCGCAAGCUCCCAGAGAGUUCCUCUGUCCAAUCUCCGGCUCUCUGAUGGCGGACCCGGUCAUCGUCUCCUCCGGCCACACCUUCGAGCGCGCCUGCAUCCAAGCCUGCAAGUCCCUCAGCUUCACGCCCGCUCUCCCGGACUCUCCGCCGCCCGAUUUCUCCUCCGUAAUCUCCAACCUCUCUCUCAAAUCUGCAAUUCUCAGUUGGUGCCGGAAGUCCUCGGUCGAUCCUCCCAAGCCCCUCGAUGUCGCCUCCGCCGAGAAGCUCGUCCGCGCCUCCAUUGCUUCCCGGAACGAAACCAAGCUCCAAAAUGGCGUAGUUUUGGAGAAUCGGUUGCUGAUCAACGGUGUUAAGGAUACCCCUACUGUGAAUUUCGUCCACGCGGCCACCGAUCUGACUCGGCGCCCGACUCACUUCCACUCGAGCUCCGACGAAUCGGUCACCGCGGCUCCGCCUCUCCCGUUCUCAACUCAGCCGAGUUGCUACUCAUCUCCGUCGUCUUCCUUCUCGGAAAACGAAAUCCUAACCGUUAACGGCAACAGUAAUCCCUCCCGCUCUGUAGAAGAAGACGAAAUCUCGAUCAAGCUCAGAAGCUGCCACGUGUUCGAAAUCGAGGAGGCCCUGGCUUCGCUGAGGAAGAUCACGCGGACCAGAGAGGACGCCCGGGCCCGACUCUGCACCCCACGGUUGCUCUCCGGCCUCCGCCCUCUGAUUAUAUCCAGGUACACCGCCGUUCAGGUGGAUUCCGUCGCAGCGUUGGUCAACCUGUCGCUGGAAAAGUCAAACAAGAUUAAGAUCGUACGGUCAGGAGUCCUCCCUCCUCUGAUCGACGUGCUCAAGACAGGAUCCCGUGAGGCGCAGGAACACGCUUCCAGUGCGUUGUUCAGCUUAGCACUUGAUGACGACUGCAAGACCGCGAUUGGCGCAUUGGGCGCGUUGCCGCCUUUGCUGCACUUACUCCGGUCCGAGAGCGAGCGGACGCGGCAUGACUCGGCACUCGCAUUGUACCACCUCUCACUAGUUCAGAGCAACCGGUCCAAGUUGGUUAAGCUCGGGUCGGUUCCGGUUCUGUUGAGAAUGGUAAAGUCGGGCCACAUGACGGGUCGGGUAUUGCUCAUAUUGUGUAAUUUGAGUUUGUGUGCGAACGGGCGGGCCGCAUUGUUGGAUUCGGGUGGGGUGGAGUGUUUGGUGGGUGUGUUAAGGGGAAACGAGUUUGACUCGAAGGCGACUCAAGAGAGUUGUGUGGCCACAUUGUAUGGGCUGAGUUACGGCGGUUUGAGGUUCAAAGGGUUGGCGAAGACGGCGGGGGUGGUGGAGGCGUUGAGAGAGGUGGAGAAAAAGGGAAGCGAACGGGCGAGGGAGAAAGCGAGGAGAAUGUUGGAGAUGAUGAGAGGGAAAGAGAAGGAAGAAGAAGAAGAAGUGGACUGGGAGGAAUUGCUCGACUCGGGGUUUGGGAGUCGAACUCGGUGUCAACUCGGUGGUGGGUUAGAAGGGUUGAGUGCCAACUCAUCUGAAUUUUGAGUACAUAAUUUGACGGUUUUUUUAUAUAAAAGUUUUUCGGUAUUAUAAUU
Molecule: messenger RNA, 2279 nt
Organism: Pyrus x bretschneideri (Chinese white pear)
Lineage: Eukaryota; Viridiplantae; Streptophyta; Magnoliopsida; Rosales; Rosaceae
Product: U-box domain-containing protein 40
Exons: 1
Coding region: 535-2229 (564 amino acids)
Biological process (GO): protein ubiquitination
Cellular component (GO): nucleus; cytoplasm
Molecular function (GO): protein binding; ubiquitin-protein transferase activity
Source: RefSeq, a predicted model, not a curated record